Molecule: messenger RNA, 1423 nt
Organism: Dendronephthya gigantea
Lineage: Eukaryota; Metazoa; Cnidaria; Anthozoa; Malacalcyonacea; Nephtheidae
Exons: 3
Coding region: 214-1401 (395 amino acids)
Biological process (GO): carbohydrate metabolic process
Source: RefSeq, a predicted model, not a curated record
CAUUAAUUCUAUUAAUUCAUUUACCAGGAAUAUUUUUAACCGCAUUCAUCACUUCAGUAUAAAAGUGAGGAAAACUGAUUUGAAUUUCAUAUCAUAUAAUUGCUCGUCAGUCGUCACAGCACUAGACGGUUCAAAACUCACAAAAGUACAGAGCUUCCGGCAUUACUUAAAUCACAGAAGAAGCUGCACUUUCCUAAGCCUCCGUUUCCCAAGAUGAACAACAAAAUCUUCACAGCUGUACUUCUACUUUGUACAGCACAUCAAAUCGUAUCUCGACCGGCAAAUGAUCCAGCUGAACCUUGCGAUCCAACGAAGUGCAAGCUACCAGAUUGCCGAUGCUCAAGUACCAAUAUACCCGGCGAUAUACCAGCAUCGAAAAUCCCACAGAUUGUUAUGGUGAGCUUCGAUGAUGCGGUCCAAGAACAAAAUAUGGGAUUUUAUCAAACGUUAUUUCCCGGAAAAGUUAACCCAAACGGUUGUCCCAUCUCUGCGACCUUUUUCCUUUCCCACGAAUAUACAAAUUACGUGAUGGUAAAUAAGCUCUACCAUCAACGCCACGCUGUUGUCGACCACACCAUCACUCAUCGCACGCCAAUUUCAUGGUGGAAAGACGCCAACUACACCCAGUGGUACGCGGAAAUUGUAGGUCAACGUGAGAUCAUAAAUAAAAUUGGGUUUGUUGCCUUGGAAGACGUGAAGGGCUUCCGAGCACCUUUCCUACAAAUCGGUGGCGAUAACGAGUUCAAGGUGUUGUCUGACACAAAAUUUCUUUUCGAAUCAUCAAUGCCGACACAAAUGAGAGAUCCCCCUUUGUGGCCCUACACCCUCGAUUAUCGUUCAACCCAGGAAUGUACCAUCCCACCAUGCCCCAAAGAUUCCUACCCAGGUCUUUGGGAGGUACCUAUGGUGGACUGGUUGGACCUGUCAGGGAAGCUAUGCAACAUGGUUGACGGAUGCACAAUACCGGACAGCGAAGACGGAACUCUGGAGCUUUAUAUGAAGAAUUUUCAGCAACAUUAUACAACCAACCGCGCACCAUUCCCAAUGUUCUUCCAUGCAACUUUGUUCAAAAGUCAUUCUUACACCUUGACAGCUCUUGAAAAGUUCUUCCAAAAAAUUCUCGCAAUGAAAGAUGUUUGGAUCGUGACCAUUCCGCAGGCAAUCGAGUGGAUUCGUCAUCCGACUGAUCUCGACCAUAUUUCCGAUUUUACACCGUGGAAGUGCGACCAUCCCGCGCCACCAUUGCAGUGUGACGACUCAACUCAAACCGUGUGUGGCUACGAUGCAAACAGGAGACUGGUGCAGCCUGGGCAACCAGCAACACAUUAUCUGUUUUCGUGCUUGAAAGAGUGUUUAAGAUGUUACCCGUGGGUUGGGGACCCUAGUGGAACAAAGUGUUGAACUGUAUCGACGAACUGUAUCC